CUUGGCAUGGAUGUGUAGAAGAGAGGACAAGAAUCUGUACAAAGAUUAUACUUUCCUUAUCGGAAGCUAUCUCUCUGUAGUUGUCGAAAACCCUAAUCAUUCCAUUCUUUUGUGAGAUCGCUCCUUUCUUCGAUAUCGAGGAAUUGCUUUUAAACACACAAGGAACCUUCCACUGGUAUUGCUGAAAUUCAGAAUUCAUGGAUGUGGAUGGAGGGAGUACCUCUGAUGCUACCACAGAAGUGCGAUCAAUUCCCAUUCAUUCUGGACGUUCAAAAGCUUAUUAUCAAUUUACACAGCAAAGCCUCCCAGCUUGUAAACCUGUCUUGACACCAAAAUGGAUUAUUUCUACUUUUUUACUAUUGGGUGUCAUUUGCAUUCCUAUUGGGCUAGUUACUCUUCAAGCUUCCCGUAAUGUUGUUGAAAUUGUGGACCGGUAUGAUACUGAAUGUAUACCUGAGGCAUAUAAGAGCAACAGGAUGUCAUAUAUCAAAGACAGCUCAAUCCUCAAAAACUGUUCUCGUAUAUUGAAGGUGCACAAAUAUAUGAAAGCACCAAUUUACGUUUAUUAUCAGCUUGAUAACUUCUAUCAAAACCAUCGAAGGUACGUCAAGAGUAGAAGCGAUAAGCAGCUUUUGUAUGGAUUGAAGUACAAUGACACAAGUUCAUGUGCACCUGAAGAAUUAAACAACGGUCUACCAGUUGUCCCUUGUGGGUUGAUAGCAUGGAGUUUGUUCAAUGAUACAUUUACAUUUAUUCAUGGGAGAAAAGAAUUGAAGGUAAACAGGAAGAACAUUGCGUGGAAGAGUGACCGUGAUCACAAAUUUGGGAAGAAAAUUUACCCUUUUAAUUUCCAGAAUGGGACCUUGAUUGGCGGGGGAAAUCUUGAUCCCAACAUUCCACUUAGCAAUCAUGAGGAUCUUAUUGUAUGGAUGCGUACUGCUGCCCUUCCAAGCUUCCGCAAGUUGUAUGGUAGAAUUGAAGAGGAUUUGGAUGUAGACGAUGUUUUAGAUGUACACCUAAUGAACAACUACAACACGUACAGCUUUGGAGGUAAAAAGAAGCUUGUCCUUUCAACAUCAAACUGGUUGGGUGGAAAGAAUGACUUCCUUGGAGUUGCCUACAUCUUUGUUGGUUCUUCUUCUAUAAUCAUGGCCAUUAUCUUCACGCUGCUUCAUGUGAAUAAUCCAAGGCCUUAUGGGGACACAAGUUAUUUGUCGUGGAACAUGAAAAGCUUUCCUAGUUGAAAAGGUGAUCUUAGUUUGUAAAAUUUUCAUGUGAAGUGAAUUGAAGGUUCUGAAACAUCUCAUACGCGUUAAGUUGUUAAGUGUCCAGUAUAGAGCUUGUUAUGAAAGAGAGAAAGAGGUGCAAUGUUGUGAGAUGAUACUGUCUUUUAAUGCAGCUCCGCCAGGUAAAGUGUACUUUUGACGAUCAAACUAUUGAAUCAGUAAAUUAAUUUGUUGUUCUUGUUA
Messenger RNA from Tripterygium wilfordii, 1469 nucleotides. Its product is annotated as putative ALA-interacting subunit 2. Gene Ontology annotation, cellular component: plasma membrane; endoplasmic reticulum; Golgi apparatus. Bases 198 to 1244 code for a protein of 348 amino acids. The record is from RefSeq and is a predicted model, not a curated record. The transcript has 9 exons. Lineage: Eukaryota; Viridiplantae; Streptophyta; Magnoliopsida; Celastrales; Celastraceae.